CUUCGAAUUUCAAAAUGCCAGUCUCGGGAAAUCUCGGCGCUCCAGCUUCUGCAAGUCUGUUGGAACUAUCCAAUGAUCAGCUCUUCGUAGCAUUUAUAUCUUCCAAAAGCCCAACGACAAAUGAAGCUUGGUGUCCCGAUGUGCGCGCAGUCCUGCCAAUUCUCAACGCUGCAUUUUCGGGACCCGACACGCCAGAAUUGGCAUUCAUUGAGGUUGGCCAAAAACCGGAGUAUGCCAAUGUCCAAGCCCCCCUCUCAACCUGCUGACAACUCAUGUUGCAGGUGGAAAGGUCCCAAUGUAUAUAGAGCCAACUGGAACGUCAAUGCUAUCCCAACCUUGGUGAAGUAUGAACGCGUG
Messenger RNA from Mollisia scopiformis, 357 nucleotides. RefSeq lists its product as uncharacterized. Bases 15 to 266 code for a protein of 83 amino acids. The record is from RefSeq and is a predicted model, not a curated record. Lineage: Eukaryota; Fungi; Ascomycota; Leotiomycetes; Helotiales; Mollisiaceae. The transcript has a single exon.